Laccaria bicolor S238N-H82 is the source of this 5184-nucleotide messenger RNA. RefSeq lists its product as uncharacterized. The transcript has 3 exons. Lineage: Eukaryota; Fungi; Basidiomycota; Agaricomycetes; Agaricales; Hydnangiaceae. Gene Ontology annotation, biological process: regulation of ARF protein signal transduction. The record is from RefSeq and is a predicted model, not a curated record. Bases 1 to 5184 code for a protein of 1727 amino acids. Gene Ontology annotation, molecular function: guanyl-nucleotide exchange factor activity.
AUGGCGGAUCAAGAACCUCAGCCUACGCGGGCGGAGCAGAGAAUGAUGGCUGUUGCAAAACUUAAAAGAGCUGCAUCAGUACCACGAUUGAAGGAUGGUAGGCGGCCACCGAUGCAUGUUGAAGCAGUCAGUGAAGGAGAGAAGCCAGUGGUCAAUGGAGUGGCCAGCGAAGAGGUAGAGGAGGAAGUUCGGGAAGUUCAAAUCAGUUACAGUGAAGCAGAGAAGCUGGCGAGCGACACAGAGCAAGGUCAACCCGAUGACGACAAAAACGUUGACCCCGAUAGUCCGCCUCCUGAAGAAAACACUCCAGAAGCCGAAAUAGAGGUGGACGUUGAAGAGGAACGUCCGUUCUCGCCAGGACUCAAUACGCGAUCAAAAAGGCGUUCUCGCUCGCGUUCACGUUCCAGAGGUUCAAAAGACUUCAAGGGAAAGGCGAGAGGGGCACAAUCACCCGUCCAACAAGUUGCUGGUGAUUCCUCUCCAGAUGAGGGUCCACCAUUACUACAUCCUAUAGCACUACCCAUGUUGACGCCCCUUCUAUCUCCGAUACCCUCUCAUUUUGCGCUUCUACAACAGUCCCGCCUCCUGCGUUCGCCUACACCUGCAUCCCCAGAGCCCUCUUUAUUUUAUCCUGGCACUUCACCCCCAACACCGAUUCCAUUGCCAACGCUAGAAGCUCUUCAGAGGGGUCUGAUACGGUCAAAUAGUGCGGGAAGCACUGCUGCGGGUCGGAGGAUGGCAAUGCACAAGUUGACAGGUGGCACGGAAACAUACGACUCAUCACCGCCACCAACUCCACCUCCUCUUCCCGGAAAAUUGGGGCGUAACAACACUGUCGCUGGCGGAGAGCGUAUUGCUGCUCGCCAAUUGAUGUUCAGUCGGCUGGGUGGGAGACUGAAUAAGGAUUUUGAAGAGCAGCAGACAAGCGGCGCAGAGGAUAGAACUGCUCCAUCUCCGACUCCAAGACGUCGAAGAAGGUCUCGUAGAGCCUCAGCUAGUGUCAACACCGCGAACGCACAAAUUUCUGACUCGGAGCUUGUCACGACUUCACCGAACACACCACUGGUCCCACAAACCCCCCUGCCUCUCCCACUAGAAGCGUUUGCAAACCUUCGUGCUCAGUCGGCUACCCCAAAUCAAGCCAGCAGUUCGCGCAAUCAAAGCAAUGAACGUGCCGUGGAGCCACCACCAUCAUUGCCUCAAACCGAGCCUGAAACUGAGCCCCCUGAACCUCGACGUCGAAGCGUGUUAGUGGAAGAAGAGGAUGAUGUUGAAGACCGAAUUCCCUCCCUACCACUACCCGUGAACAAUUCCUUGCCAGGCACUCCUCCUCAAUGGUAUUCUCCCCAUAUCGCUUCGCUACGCACACCUCAAUUUUCAAAUCCUCCUUCAAACGGAUCAUCAGACUCUGUUUCUGGUACAGGGGUUUUGCCUGUGUAUUUAAGCCAGCGGUCCCCGUCUCGGAAUGGUCCCUUCCCAACCAGUCCAUUCACAACGCCUUUGAAAGAGGAGAAACCUCCUGGAGACGAAGACGAAGAGCAGGUUUUGUAUCCUGCAGAGAGUAGGCCCCGUACUCCAUAUGUAAGCAACAUGGAAUUUGACCGUGAGAUUAGUUGGGUUGCUUCUCCUGUUCCGGAAAUUCGCAUGCCUAUUGACGAUAAAGAAGAUGAUGAAGAAGGGGAAGAGGUAGAGGUCCACCAGGAGGAUCCUGACGACGAAUACGUUGAAUAUGAGGAUCCUCCUCUAUCUGCUAGUUCUUCCACUGGGUUCUCGCCUCAGGAUGUUGAAGCCUUUGACGAUAUUUCUCCUCGAAUGUCAACUAGUUCCAAGAGCAUAGUGGUCGAGUCGGAGACCUCUCUGGAUGCUAUACCACCCCAUCAUAUACCAACCUCUCCGUCACUAGCGGCUUUAUCUCAGACGGCUUCCUUCACUCUUGCGAGCGAUGUGUCUAUGUCUCCGCAAACCUACCCAGCACGACUUUCCAUUGCAUCUCGCAUUCAGAGUGAUCGCUCACCAUUGAAUGGAGACUUUACCGACUGGGAGGAUCGUUUUCCUAGUGCUGAACCAUCUACGAAACGGAAUGGCGAAAGCUCAUCCCCAAGCACAUGGGACAAGCUUAAAAGCACAUUUACUCGUACUGGUUCAAGUAGUGGCCGUCGUUCACGAACAAAUAGCAUCGUCACUCGUGAAAGACGUGAUCACACUGAUUCCAGCAUCAGUCGGGAAAGCGGCGCCAGCGUGAAUAGCGGGAGAACAGACAAGGGCGAGACGAUUCUCUUCCAACAUCAACCCCAGCAGCAACCCUUGAUGCAGAGCCCUUCUGCGUCUGCAUCCAUCCUUUCAUUAUCGCAUGCUCCACCGCGAGGUGGUGCUUCUCCAAUCCCUCCAGUGGCUUCUGGUGACAUGGCGAAGUAUCGAAAUGCGAAGUUGUUCCCUUUCCCUGGAAUGAAGCAAUUGCAGGAGCAACGUCGGGUCGCAACAGGGGGUUAUCCAGCAUCUGCCUCAUCGCCCGACGUUUCUAUGGCAUACAGUGGUCAAGAAGACGUACAAACUCCGCCGCCUACAUCUCACUCUUUGACUUUGAACUCUUCUUUUAAUCCAGAGUCCGGUGAGCUGUCCUCCUUGGGCUCAGGACCUCCUUCGGCCUCUCAUACAGACGUUUUCACCAUUUCACCUAUUUCGCCGCAAAACGGAUCAUCUUUGAACCUGAAAUUGCCCAUGACACUUCCUGGUGUGAAACAAUGGCUGAGCAAAAACAACAAGAAGAAGACUGUUCCGCAUCAGAGCUUGUCACCUUCGGCCUCGGCGUCAUUCUCCCCUCCUCCCAUCGAAUUGCAGAACUCCUUCAACUCAAACAAAAAAGCUUCACUAACGGAUUUGCUUCGAGUAAAGGAGACUGAACUUGGGACAGAUUGGGAAGAUAUUGGGAUCACCCCGACGAGUACGAAAUCAAACACGUUGUUGGGGAAAAGAUUGAACGGGCCUGAGUUGAAGGAACGAGUAGAAACUCCUUCCCUAAAUGGAACGCCAUAUCACACCGACACAGAGAAAACACCCAAAGCCAAAAAGAUUAUGCCUCCUUCCUUCGCUAUGUCAUCGGAACCUCGACAUCUCUCGCCCGACGAUCAACCUCCGCCCAGUACCUCACGGUCAGAACGACCUGUCUCUGGGACGCCCUAUCCCUCCUCUUCAUUGAGUGAUUAUCCCAAUCACUCAACGUCCGAAUCUGAGUCAACGUCAUCUUCAUCUUUGAGCCACCCCUCUCAAGGUUCUGCUGUUCUAGAGCGCCUCGAGGAGAACCUUACGCGAGGCUCACGUAAUCCUAUGCUGGUGAAUGUAGUCGACGAUCCCCCUCGAAAGUUAUUGUUAUCAUCGCCAGUUUUGCAGGUCGUCGAUCCCAAUACGGUGAAGGACAGAUUUCUUUUCUUGUUUUCUGAUAUCCUCGUUAUCGCAAAACCCGUUUCUCAUGAUCAAGACAACUUUAUGGACGCUUACAAGCCUAGCCCUCCCGAUAGGAAAUAUGUGGUGAAGAGUGUUGUCCUGCUUCGAAAUUUACGUUUUUUCCCGGAUAGGACGGAAUUUCAAUCAAGGACUGGAAACAAUUCUCCUGUUCCUCGAAAUCCCCUCGUCAGGUCUUUCGUUCUAAAUUUUUCGAAAGAUCCAGAUUAUGCCAUCACCACCCUGUUUUCCAAAUCUAAUAUCCCGGAUGACCCACAACUGCUUGGUCAAUUGCUAUUCAAAACUAUCGACUUGGAUAGAGCUCGCUUGGGGGAUUACCUGUCAAGGAGGACCUCGAAGAUUGUCCUCAAAACAUACCUGGAUAGUUUUGGAUUUGCGGGUUUAAGGAUUGAUAUUGCUUUGAAGGUCUUCCUACAAUCACUUCACGUCUCUCCCAAGUCGACUCAGAGCCAUGGGGCUUCAGAAUAUCUUCUUGAUUUCUUUGCUGUCCGGUGGUACGAAGCCAAUGCCAAGAGUGUGGCGUAUGACAAGGAUAUGGCUAUUCGCCUUGUUCGGGGUCUCGUUCAGCUCAACGACCUGCUUCAUGACGGAAUCGCGGAUGAAGCUGGCAGAUCAGACGAUGUUAAACGCAACAUUACUAGCAGGGAUUUUGUGGAUGCCUUCCGGCGAACUGAUGUGCGGUGUCUCGUGUCUGACGAGUUUCUAGAAGAUGUUUAUGACUCUAUUCGUUCCGAGAGGCUAUGUCAAGCCCGUUACCCAAGUCCGACGAGCAGCGCAGAUUUGCAGGUCACCAUCAAACGGCAGUUACCAGCUCGUCUAACCUACAAGAUACAAUCUGACCCCAUCAUCUUCCGCAUACCCCAUGUCGAUCCUUCUUUCUCGAUACAACUCUAUGGUCAAGAUUUGGUCUUUGAUCCUCCUGUUCUAACUUUCGCAAAAUCAUCAGAGGCGUCAUUCCGCGUAAUGGGAACUUCCCUUGGCUCAAAAACUGUGACCCUAUGUCGAUCUGGACCAAACGCUGUGAAUUACGCUGGUUUGCCCAUAAGUCAUACCGUGGUUGUUGAGCGCGCCUUCAUGCGCAACACUUUCCAGCUAGCUUUCUCAAAUCACACGGGGUUGAAGCGAAGAUAUAUGUUCAGCGUCGAUGACCCUCUCAUUCGUCAUCAGUGGGCCGUAUCUCUUAAACGACAAAUCAACAAUGCUACAGCAGCAGCAGAGCUGUCCACGGGCUCUUCGACGCCAGUAGCAUCCACAUUCUUACAAGCUGCUGAGAGUGUUGCAUUCAAGGUCCUUCAGGAGAUUUUGAUAGGAACCUCAAUUCCCUCGAAUCCGCCUAGUUCAAAAGGACCUCUACAUCGACACAACAUCUCGUCUCAGUCCAGCCAUGGUAGCGUUAACAUUAACGGCGGCUUGACGGUCGACCACAGAGGUUCUCCUCAGUCUCUUGCAGCACUGGUCCGGUCAAAGUCUCGUAGCAAAGUUUAUCACCGGCACGGGGCAGGCAAAAACGAGCUUGAUCUCAGCAACAACGCAAAAAGUCGCAGCCCACUUGAAAACGGUGGAGGGGACCUUUUCGAGAAUUCUGUUGUGUAUGACCAAAGCGUCCGGAUUGAAGGGAACGUCUGGUCAGGGCGUGAUCUGCAGAUGCAAUGCCAACAAAAUAGCUCAAUCCCGUUGGUGCUUGCAUUCCUCCGAGUUGAUUCCCAAGAACAUGUAACACCAUAA